CCGAGGCGAGGCGCGGGGACUACGGUACCCAUCGUGCCUUGCGCGAGCCCCCGCCGAGCGCCUCCCCGGAAGAGCUGGGAAAUGUAGUCGCCCGCGUUUGCUGCGCAUGGAGAAACUGCGAUUCCCGUCAGCCUUUGCGCUCGGCUGCCCGUUCUGCCGUCCCCGCUUCCCGUUCGGGCGGAGGGAGGCGGACGUGGAGUUGGCGCGAACGCCUCAGGCGGGACCGGAGCGAUCUGUCCCGGUGGGCCGGGCGCAGCGGCCCCGCGGGGCUCUGGGAAGCGCAGUUCGCCGGGUGGCGGCUCCACGUCCCCUCAGCGCACACGAGGGUGGUCUCGGGUGGUCGCGGAGGGAGACGCGCCCGUCGCGGGGGCUGCGGGGCCAGGCCCGGCGGGGCCGGCACCGCGCGGGGUUUCCCGCCUCCCAGGAGGAUGCGGCGUCGGCAGUCGGGUGAAGACACGCUCGUUUUCGUUUCUAUCUGUGCAAAAUUGGACCGGCGCAGGUGCAGAGUGACAAUAGGGCGACGGCACCUUGUGGGGUCAGGAAACUUCCCGAAUGGGGAUUUCCACCUGAGGGCGAACGCUCCUGCGCGUGUCCUGCCCUAGGUUGACAGAAUGCGUUACAGUUAAAAUUGUGGCAGUUCUGCAGCACAUUUGGACUUGGUUGUUAUCACGUUAAAAAAGUCCCCCUAAGCCAAAUUCAGUAGAACUUGUCAAGCAGUGAGGCCCUUCGCUGGUAAGAUUGUUAGAACUUAUUAAAAAAAAAAAAAAAGCAUCGCUUGAAGUGAAGUGUAUUUGGAGGAGACAGGGAGGAGUGGCGGGAAAACAAGCGGAGUUUGUUCAGGAGGCUGCACGCGGCUGUGGAGUCAUGUCUUGGAAGGUUCAGCAGAGCUGCUCAGGUGAGGCCGGUGCUCCGGAGGAGGGAGAUCCUGGGAGUGCUCACACGCAGGACCGAGUCACCUGCAGCAUUCGUUACAUUGGAACACUGUGGGGCAGGCUGCAGAGUUGUUCUGAAAGCAGACAGGCUUAGAAGUAAAAAGUAAAGACCUCAAUUUGGUACAAAAUCGGCAUGGUUUUGGUUGAAGAACUACAGCAUUCUCCUGAAGUGGCGUUUAUGUAACACGUUCUUGACAGAAGAACCAGGCAGUUUCUGGCUGACAUGUACACCCUUUACAGGCAAAAAGUUCUACGUGGCAGGUAACGCACAUGUGCCAAUGAAAAAAUGUGCUCAUCAUAUUGAGAGAAAACACAAGUGUCUAAGGCAGCACUUGUAACAAUGCCACAGAUCAUUCAUUUUGAAAUAAAAAACUGUAAUUCAUGAUGAGAGGCCACACGCCUCUGCUACGUGGAAGUCUUUCCUUCCAGCACCAAGAGCUUUCCCACACCAGAGCCUGAGGAACGAGUUUUAAAGACCACCCUGGUUAUUGUCUGGUGCAGAGUCCCACACUAGUUUUCAGACACACGUUGCCGAGGCCUCUGUAGUUCAAAGUUGAGUAUAAUUAAGGAAGAUACUCACCUGUGUUACCAUUGUAAUAUUUAGAAUUUUGUUAAGCUGCAAGUAAGUUUAUCAGCUGUGUGUGGCAGUCAUGUUUCUGUUUGAAAAAAAAUCAUAUGCAGUCCCACCAAGAGCUGGGAGAGAAGCAGGAGCAGGAUCUGACCCUUUUUAGUGAGGGGAGUGGGGGAAGCACAGGUAAAGCUACAGGAGGAAGAAAUAAGUUUCCUGAGCAGCUAGAAUCAUAGGGAACACCUCACUGUAGCACUCUCCACUUAGUAAAGGGUUGUUUGGAUGUUUGUUUCGGUUUUGUUUGUUGGCUUUCCCUUUUCCUUUCCUUGACAUUUAUUAACCAGUAGGCAUCUGAUACAUUUCAUUUAGUUUGGAAACAAGGUAACACCAUUAGGAACAAAGGAGUUCAUGGGUUACUACUGUUGAAUCUGUAGAAUAGAUCAAAGAACAGUGGAAACUAAGCUUUAUGAAUUCUGCUGAUACAGUGGCUUGUUAUUGUCCACUCUUAACUGCCAUUAUGAGCAUUUAAUAGCUCAGGUUUAUAAUGAUGGCAGUGCUGUAUUGCAAGCCUGUGUUUUGUUUGAGCCUUGUCACAGCCUACGAGUCAGGGAAGGCUUGACUGGGGGCGGGUACUAUGCGGCGACGAGGAAUGAUUCAUACAGAGUUCCUGUCAGCAGCGAGAGCAGAGCUGAGCCAGGCUGAGCGGAUUUUUAUCAACAGUUCUCAGUUUAUAGGUUUACAGAUACGGGGCUGGACCAAGAGGUUAGACAGGGUGUUUUUUCCAAAACGUUAUCCCAAACACACCACACUCAUGUUUUGACUGUUUUCAGUCACAUUCCCAUGCGUAUCUUGUGGGUGGCGUUCUGACCCACUCAUUCACACACCCAGGCCCUCUAUAUUUUGACUAGUUGCUGUGAUCUAAUUAUGUUAGUAUUAUUUUUUCUUUGACGGUUGGGAUGGUCAUGUUAGUGUUGACCUUCCUUUAUCAUCCAAGUGGCUGGAAUGGCACAUCUUGCUUUCCCACAGUACUGUAUUUUCAUGGCAAUUAAGACUUACCUUGAGAUUACCGGCACACAGAACAGGUAGGAAGCAAUUCCUCCAUACACUUUGGCAUUGCCUAAAAGGGCUUCUUGAAGGGUUUUGAAAUGGAGCUUCAUUCUGCCAGCUCAUAAAGUACUGAGUUGUGAUAGUGUUUGCUUUUUUUUUUUGGUGGAGAGGAGUGUGGGGAAUGUGUGUUUGAUCAGACGUAUGUGUGUACUGCCACUGCUUCCAGGGGAAAAGAAUUUCUUGUGUUAUCCAACAUUCCUUCCUUCUCUGACAGGUAUUUAUUCCCUAGGUACUUGCAAGGAUAUAAACAAUUAGUCCACAGAAUUUUGGAAGGUGCCGGAUGCCCUUCAGAGUGUACAAACCUGUUUUGCAGGCUGUGUCGCUCAUAGGAAUUGUGUAAACUCAAACACUAAAUUUUUAACAGGGCUACUAGUUUGUUUUUCCACUUAGGAACAGCUGGUUCUCAAAAUAAAACUGAAGGGGAAUCAUGAUAAUUAUACUGGCAACAUAUCUGCUGGAAUGUUAGUAGUCAUGUUCUCUUGAGGUUUUAAUUAAUUAUAAAAGCUUUUGUUGUUUAAAUCUCUUUUGCAUCAAAAUGUUUAGAAUAAAUAUACUAGCUCUUCAUUUAAUAAAUACUAAAAAAGUUUUUCUUAUUGAGAGCCACCCAUAUAAAUCCAUCAUCACAUCAUGACUGACUUAAUUAUCAAAGCGCUGCUUAGAAGAGGCUGGACCACCUCAGGGUGAACACGUGGAGACCGGGGUGCACAGGAACCGUCCCCCCCCGCUGCAGUUCUCCGGCCUGGCGCCGCCUCCCAGCUCGUUUGACUGUGCUGAGUCAAUCUCAUUACCCUGAGUUACAGAACAAUCCAGUCUCUUUUUCCUCCUGGGUUGCUGAGAUGAAUCAACUCUUAAGAGAUGAUUGACAAACGCCAGAGCUGGCAUAACUUCACAUAUUUCACUAGAAGGCUUCAAAGAGGUCAGCAGCUCCAAGCAGCUGGCAGCUCACCACCAGCAGGAGAGCUUCUUGAACUCCACAAAGCAGCAGCUGUCUGAGGCGGAAGGAGAGUGGCCUUAGGGUGCUGCCUUACGAGGGGACCGACUCAGUUUACCUUGAGAUCAGGUAGUCUGUGGAAAUGUAGCUGAGAACAAACCCCACGCUGUUUCAGCCUCAUGGGUUUUUCAAGAGCCAAGUCUACCCUCGGCUUCGCUGGUGUUCCUGAAAGCCUAAGUGAAUUAUAAAAAGGCUUUUAUAUUUGCACAGGACCAUGUAUAAUCCAAACGACCGCCUGACGUGGAGAAGCUCAGAGUUGCCAUGUCCGCCGUUGGGUUCCCUAACAUCUUUAGGCCAGAUCUCUUAUACAUGUGAGAAAGCAAUUUGCAUGGGGAAAUAUUCUGGAAUUCCAGAGUUUCCAUCCUGUCUUGAGAGAGAGCACAUGCUGGCACUGCGAUGCUGUACAGAGGAAUUUGAAAUGGAGUAACGGUCCUAGAGAGUAAAACUCUAUAAACUCACUGGAUUAACAAAUCGAAGCUGCUUGCCAUGUGGUCAGGGAGAAAAGCCCACGACAGGAAGCCUCCAGCCGUGCACCUGGCCUGCAGAAACGAGGGCAGAAGCCAUAAGAAGCAGUUCCAUCUGCUCCAGACGAGAAUGCAGAUUGCCUCGUUGGGCCGUUCCACUCAAAACAGCUCGUGUAUGCCACGUGGCGCAGUUCGUGGGAAAGGAAACAGGUCCGACGGAAGUUCUCUGAGGCUGCAGAAUGCGGCAGUGGAAGAUGAAGAAGCCGCCCUGGUUGUAUCUUGCUGCUGCUAUGCCCCCGCCUCUGGUUUUUUCAUCCUAGACUUCUUGGACUGGGGCAAAAAGAACAAAACUUGCAUAAUUACUGACCCUGAUGGCACCCUGCCCCAAAAACGAAUACUUUGAUAAUUUGCUGCUCUCUUGUAAGCCCUGUCAUCUUCGAUGCUCUAGCGCACCGCCGCCUUCCUGUGAGAACUACUGUGAUACAAGUAUUGAUUCAAGCGGAGUUCUUUGGAUUUGUGUGGGCUUAGGAGUCAUUUUAAUGCUCACUCUGUUCACCUUAAUGGUCUUGUUUAAAUGGAAGCCCCUAAAGCAACUAAAAGAAAAACUGAAAAACACAGACUCUUCUGUGGAGCUGAAUACUAUUCUGAAGGCUCAUACUGAAAGCAGUGUGGGUGCAGGAGGAACGAGACACCCAGUUCCAAGUGAAACACUGAUGUAUUCGGUGGAAGAGUGCACCUGCACUGACUGGGGCUUGGUAAAGACUCAGCCUGGCUGGGAAACUUCAUUUCCAUUACCAGCUACAGAAGAAGGAGCUACUGCGCUAGUUACCACAAAAUCUUUUGAUUAUUGCAACUAUGUUCUGGGUGCUGGGUGACUAUGAGAGAAUAUUGGAUCUCUUUACUGUGUAACGAGUUAUUCCAGUAUUGAUCUUCAUACUUGCAGUCAGUGGAGAGGGCUAGUACAUCAUCCUUACAGAUGUUCAUCGAGCUUUCAUUAAUAUUGUCAUAGCAUUUCUAGUUCUAGUAUCUCUUUGGUCAAGUAUUUCUACGUUAUUGUCAAGUACUAAACUAGUUAUUGGCAUUUUUAAUUUCUGAAAGUCCCCAUGUAGGCUGGCUGUUUCUUCCUUUAGAGACUGUAUCUACUUAUGCUGGGUAUAUACAAACCCAUCAAUAAACAAGUUUGCAAAUAUGUA
Messenger RNA from Columba livia (rock pigeon), 5255 nucleotides. RefSeq names its product TNF receptor superfamily member 17 (gene TNFRSF17). Lineage: Eukaryota; Metazoa; Chordata; Aves; Columbiformes; Columbidae. Gene Ontology annotation, biological process: tumor necrosis factor-mediated signaling pathway. Gene Ontology annotation, molecular function: signaling receptor activity. The transcript is spliced from 11 exons. The record is from RefSeq and is a predicted model, not a curated record. The coding region runs from base 4085 to 4465 and encodes 126 amino acids.